GUCGAAAUUAUCAUUGAGAACUACUGUACACUCACUGUACCAGUUUGAGUGUAGAGGCGGUGUAAAGUAACAGUACAGUAUACAUACAUGGCCGCAUUAGUGAUCGGAUGGUGCUUCAACGAAGGUUCACAACAUGUUGGUGUACGUACAGUAUACUACUAUGUAGUCAGUGGAAGGACUUUUGCCCUCCAAGAUGAGACGCGCUUGGUGUGAAAGUCUCUUCAAGGGACAACGGCAUUUGGGUAGUUUGGGGAUGGCGUUGGCAGGUUGAGAGCCUCGAGAACAUCGUUACGUUGCUCGAACAAUAGCCCAUUUCGUUCAACGGUCUUUCCCGCCGAGAGUUUCGCAUGUGUCAAACCUCAUUUCACCACUUUCCAGGCGCCGCCGCCCCACUCAACCCCCUCCUUUCCCUUUCUCCAGACUAACUUCACCUUCUUUACCCGUCAACGCCUACCAGGUCCCCGAGUGUCGGUCCGCCGAUUGUGUAACUGCCACGUUAUCCGGCAAACCAGGCAGUUUAUCCGGAUAACCACUGUUCGUGCUGCCUGUUCCCUCUCUAUUUCUGCUCACUUCUGGUUCAGGUGUCCACAACGACGACUGCGCGUCUCGAGUGCGUGAUUCCUCCGGCCGCCCAAGCACGAUGAAAAUCCCCCAGCAGCACAUCUCGCCAUUCAACAUCGACAAAGACACCGACACAGGUGACCCUCGUAGUUCUCCUACGACCGUCUCCCCUGUCGUCUUCUUUGCCGUCCUCGGCAAUCGAUCCCUCGUGCUUCGUGUCACCGAGGCCAUGUCUGGCAUCCCAUUUAUCCUCUCAUCUUACUUUAUAACUCAAAAGCUCGACCGACCCACGCUCAGCUUCAAAGACAACAGCCUGCUCGGGUUCGCCGCCUCCAACGGACACCUCAGUGUCGUGCAAGCCGCUGUCGCCCACUUCCGCCACCAAGGCCGCUGCAUGGAGUAUGCGAUCUUCUGCGCGACGGUGUCCGGACAACUUCACAUCCUCGAAUGGCUCUUCUCCAACUACACCAUCCCGCCGCCACCCACAAUCUCCAUGUACGCGCUCAACGGUGCCGCCAAGCACGGACACCUCAAUGCGCUUCAAUUCCUCCACGCCCAAGGUUGCACCGGGUGGAGCGCCGACUGCAUGGACAGCGCAGCCGCCCACGGUCAUUUGAGCAUCGUGAAGUUUCUGCACACGCACCGGACCGAAGGCUGUACGACCUUUGCCAUGAACCAGGCGGCGGAAAACGGCCAUCUGGACGUCGUGCGCUUCCUCCACGAGCACCGCACCGAGGGCUGCACGUCGUUUGCAAUGAACCAGGCUGCCAAGAACGGACACUUGAGUAUUGUGAAGUAUUUGCACACCCACCGUACCGAAGGCUGCACCACGUACGCAAUGACCAGUGCGGCGUUUUCGGGACAUUUGAGUAUCGUGCAAUUUCUACACUUUCACCGUCAAGAAGGGUGCACGAAGGAGGCGAUGGACGGCGCGGCGCUGUACGGCCACCUAGACAUUGUCAAGUUUCUGCAUGAACACCGGUCGGAAGGAUGCACGGAGCACGCGAUCAACUGGGCGGCUUCCAGGGGUUCCCUCGACAUCGUUCGCUACCUCCACGCCAACCGGGUAGAAGGCAGCGUCAGUCGCGCCUGCGCACUCGCCGCCCGGUUUGGGCACGCCACGAUUGUGAAUUGGUUCCAGACACUUUGAAUUCCUGUAUGUUUAUAUAAUACUAGUCCACCCUGUCCUGUUA
Molecule: messenger RNA, 1754 nt
Organism: Aphanomyces astaci
Lineage: Eukaryota; Oomycota; Saprolegniomycetes; Saprolegniales; Verrucalvaceae
Exons: 1
Coding region: 641-1711 (356 amino acids)
Molecular function (GO): protein binding
Source: RefSeq, a predicted model, not a curated record